Molecule: messenger RNA, 2180 nt
Organism: Elgaria multicarinata webbii
Lineage: Eukaryota; Metazoa; Chordata; Lepidosauria; Squamata; Anguidae
Gene: RAPGEF5
Product: Rap guanine nucleotide exchange factor 5
Exons: 16
Coding region: 97-1839 (580 amino acids)
Biological process (GO): Ras protein signal transduction; positive regulation of GTPase activity
Cellular component (GO): plasma membrane
Molecular function (GO): guanyl-nucleotide exchange factor activity
Source: RefSeq, a predicted model, not a curated record
CUCUCAGCAGCCAGAUGAACUCAGUUACCAGCAACAGAAACGCGAAGGCAAGACACAGCAGCAUGUAGGGAAUGCCUUUGUUAUUUGCUCUACGCUAUGGGAACUUCCAGGCUGAGGAUCUUUGACCCCCAUGUAGAGAGGAAGGAUUCUGCCUUGUUUCUAGGCAGGGAACUGCCUUUGCCCACGUUCGAUGUGCCUUAUUUUAAAUACAUUGAUGAAGAGGAUGAGGAGGAUGAAUGGAGCAGCCGUUCUCAGUCUUCAACCGAGGAUGACUCUGUGGACUCUCUCCUUUCUGACAGAUAUGUGGUGGUAUCUGGGACACCAGAGAAGAUUUUGGAGCACCUCCUGAAUGACUUACACCUGGAAGAGGUACAGGACAAAGAGACAGAGACUCUCCUGGAUGACUUCCUUCUCACAUACACAGUCUUCAUGACAACAGAUGACUUGUGUCAAGCACUGCUGAGACAUUAUUGUGCUAAAAACCAUCAAGGCAAGGAAGAAAUUCUAGAUGUUCCCUGCAGAAAGCGAAAAGUCUUACAUUUGGUGUCCCAGUGGACUUCUCUCUACAAAGACUGGUUACAUGAGGAUGAGCAUUUAAAGCAGUUUCUAAAGACAAUAUACCGGAAUGUGUUAGAUGAUGUAUAUGAAUAUCCUAUACUUGAGAAGGAGCUGAAAGAAUUUCAGAAAUUACUUGGAAUGCACCGUCGGCACACUGUAGAUGAAUAUUCACCUCACAGAAAGCAUAAAACCAUUUUACAUCACUUCAGUCUCAAGGAAAACUGGCUUCAGAACAGAGGAACUGUGAAUGAAACAGAGGAAGUCUUUUGUCGUGUGUAUAUAACAGAACAUUCUUUCGUCAGUGUAAAAACUAAAGUAUCCACUUCAGCUCAGGAGAUCUUGAAAAUUGUAGCAGAAAAACUCCAGCAUUCACAGGAAGAUCUGGCGUUAGUGGCUCUUUCAUUUACUGGGGAAAAGCACGAAUUACAACCAAAUGACCUUGCAAUCUCCAAAUCCCUUGAGUCGUCUGCUCGUAUGUUUGUAUUUCAAAAGGAUCUGACAGAUACUCUGAACCCUUUUGCUGAAAAUGAUGAAACCCAGCAACGGUCAGUGAGAAUUCUGGGAAUUAACACGUGGGACCUUGCUUUGGAAUUAACAAAUUUUGACUGGAGUCUUUUCAACUUGGUUCACGAGCAAGAACUGAUAUACUUCACCUUCAGUAGACAAGGCAGCGGGGAAAACACUGUGAAUCUUAGUCUCCUACUUCAAAGAUGCAACGAAGUUCAACUCUGGGUGGCCACAGAAAUACUGCUCUGCAACCAGCUUUGUAAACGUGUACAACUAGUGAAAAAGUUUAUUAAAAUUGCUGCUCACUGUAAAGCCCAAAGAAAUCUGAAUUCAUUCUUUGCCAUUGUUAUGGGUCUCAACACUGCAUCAGUUUGCCGGCUUUCUCAGACAUGGGAGAGAAUCCCUGGAAAGUUUAAGAAGCUCUUCACUGAACUUGAAAGUUUGACAGACCCUUCCCUGAAUCACAAAGCCUAUAGGGAUGCGUUCAAGAAAAUGAAGCCUCCGAAAAUCCCGUUCAUGCCUUUACUCCUUAAAGAUGUAACAUUUAUCCAUGAAGGAAAUAAAACUUUUUUGGAUAACCUCGUUAAUUUUGAAAAGCUGCACAUGAUUGCAGACACAGUCCGAUCAUUAAGACAUUGCAGGCGCAACCAGUUUGGAAAUGAAUUGCCCACAAAAGAGCAUCAGGAACUGAAGCCCUAUGUCCAUCACUUGCACAUCAUCGAUAACCAGCAGAUGUUGUUUGAGCUUUCUCAUAGGAUAGAACCUCGUGUGUGAGUUCACACAGGCUCCCAUAACUGCAGCACUUUCAUUUAAGUGAAUGUUUAUGCCAAGCAUGUUUCUUCCCUAGGAGAGAGAUAAUUACUGAGUUUUAUCAGUAGCUGAUGCUACAACAUGCACAGGCAUCUCAUGCAAACAGCAAGAGGAGGGGCUGUUUGGAGCAGCCCUCCAGGAUGAAGAAAUGCCAAAUCCAUUCAACUGCAAAACAGGGAAGAGAGGAACAGCAUACUCCACAUUCAAAAAGUGGUUUCCUUGAAAAUGCAUCUUGGUCCCUAGUGACUUCCAUUCCAGAUUCUGUCAGUGUUAAAUUGAAAGAAAAUAUUGUACCACCAUGAAGG